This is a messenger RNA of Salpingoeca rosetta, 411 nucleotides long. RefSeq lists its product as uncharacterized. The coding region runs from base 1 to 411 and encodes 136 amino acids. The transcript has 3 exons. Gene Ontology annotation, biological process: Mo-molybdopterin cofactor biosynthetic process. NCBI's taxonomy places the organism in Eukaryota, Choanoflagellata, Craspedida, Salpingoecidae. The record is from RefSeq and is a predicted model, not a curated record.
AUGAUGACGACAAGGGCGGACACAGGCAGCAGUGGUGAUGGUGAUGGCAGCGGUGAUGGCAGUGGUGAGGGUGGGGUGCAGGUGACCGUGCUGUUGUUUGCAGAGUGUCGUGAGCGAAGCGGACAGACAGAGACAACGUUGGACUUGCCACACGCAAAUACCACUGCAACACACAUUCUCCAAGCCAUUGCAGCAAAGUUCCCAAGCCUUGAGCCGGUCUUGGGCACCGUUGUGCUGGCUGUCAAUGAAGAGUAUGUGGAAAAGGACGCCAAGUUGGAGCUGAAGCCGAGCGAUACCAUCGCCCUCAUCCCACCCAUCUCUGGCAUCAUCUCCGAAUCGUGCCUGCUGCCAACAGUGACGCUGCUGUGGUGCGAUGGAAUGGCGUGGUAUGACAUGACGCGCGCGGGAUAG